This is a messenger RNA of Prunus mume (Japanese apricot), 3064 nucleotides long. RefSeq lists its product as uncharacterized. Lineage: Eukaryota; Viridiplantae; Streptophyta; Magnoliopsida; Rosales; Rosaceae. The record is from RefSeq and is a predicted model, not a curated record.
UUCUAUUUUUUAAGUUGUUCUUUCACAAAUCCUAUUCCACUUAGGAAUUGACAAGCAAAUCUAAACACAAAUUCGAGUCCCAAAACAAGAAGGAGAAGAGAGGUAGACCACAUUGUUUUCCCAUUGCCAACAAGCUUGAAACAAAACCCAUUAUAUAAAAAACGUAAGCUUUCAAUUUCACCCAAUUCUGUGUUUCUCCCACUGUGUGUAGGAAAGAGAAGGCAAAACAGACCCCCCACCCGAUAUAAUCUUGUAAAUACCAUCAAUCGCUCACAUAACGGUCCUCAGAAUUCCAAGGCUCUAAGCAACCAUAGAUUAGCUCAACCCAAGUCGCUGACAUGUUCUUUUCUCCCCCUAAACUUUUGCUUGCAAUCCCUUUUAAAUCUCCCUAAUUUGGUCAGAUUUCCACUUCCUCUGAUCGCAUUCCAUGCAGCCCUUUCAACACUCUAUGAAUUUUGAUAAUUUUACAGGUGGUAAGUCCAUUCUUGCUUGAAAGAUUCAACGUGGAAAUCAGAGUGUGCAUGAACACUGCUCUGUUUUUUUGCUUCAAACUGAAAUAAAGAGAUUGAUGGAUUCCACUCAUGGGUGCCCUAAACAAGUAUGCGCUAAAUACCCACUUUGAUUUCGUGAAUAUGGGUUCUGCUGGUUGGGGUUUUCGGAGAAAGAUGGCUCUUUUUCCUGCCUCUUUCACGCUCUCUGUCUCUGCCCUUUUGCUUACUAUGUUCAGAUUUUUCAGCAAAAUCUUCCUCAGUUUCAAUAAAGACGAGAGUUCUCUGAUGAACAAUUCCUGUUGCUCUAGCCCUCUUUCGGAAGAAAGCAAUCAAAUGGUACCGAGCCGUAUUGAGCCAGAAGCUAUGCCCAUGAAAGCUGAUUCUGAGAUUUGGGAGAGUGAGGAUGAUUCAGACUUCAAUGAUAUUGAUGAUAGAGAGACGCCGGAGCCAAAGUUUGUAUUUAAAUUUGAGUACCAGACUAAAGAAAUAUUAGGCAGAAGCAAUAAAGGGAAUGCUAAUGGUGAUUCUCCUGUCUUGGAUAUCGCUUCUCCAGCAGAAAACGAAGAGUACGUGUUCAUACCUGAGAAGCUUAGCCAUUUCAAAGAAGAACCACAAGUCAAAAGCAGCAGCAAAUAUGAAUUUAAAGCUGCAGAGACUCUUAGUUGCUUCGUGGAAGAAGCAAAACUUGCAAGCUUUACUGUCAAAGAAGUACAUGCUGGUAAUUCAAUAGGCGUUUCCAAUUCCCGUGAAGCAACUGUUCAUGAAGAAAGUCCUCAAGAUUCUGCAGAUGGAGAAAGCAAGGAGGAGGAGGAGUCAGAGAAGAAAUCAGUCAUGGAAGAUCCUCAUUCGGAUGAAGAGCAACUGGGGAGUCAGGAAAACGAUUCUGCUGGUGAGAAAGUUGAUUCUCAUGAAGUUAACUUUUUGUCAGAAAAGCACUUUGUUGGUUCAGAUUCUGACACUGAUUCUGUUGGUUCAAGCCAUGUGUUCUCAGCUAGAAGUCAAGCUGUUGGCUCCCCUAGUUAUGGGUUUCUGUCAGAAACAGAUUUUGGGGAAGGAGAUGAACUUGGUGCUUUAGAAGGCAUUGACUUUGAGAAUUUGGAUAUUGGUUAUGAGCCUGAUGGUUUUGAUGAAGAAGAUGAAGACAUAAUGGAACAACUUCGAGAACUAGAAGCGUUGCCUGGGAAUGAUCAUCACAGCCCCAGCAGCUCCAAUCCUGAAGGAGGCAGUAGCAAAGAUGAAAAGCCAAUGGAUGGUUCAGAAAAUUCUGAAAAACCCAAUGGUCAAAAUUCGUCAGCUAAUGAUUCUGAGGAUUCAAACACAUUAGAAACAUUGUGGGAACACCAGCACUUGAUAGAACAGUUGAAACUGGAGCUCAAGAAAGUCAGAGCUACUGGUCUGCCUACCAUUCUUGAAGAAUCUGAGUCCCCAAAUAUGGAUGAUUUGAAGCCAUGGAAGAUUGAUGAAAAAGUCCAUCGCGGUGAUAAAAUGGGAGAGCUUCACAAAUUCUACAAGAGUUACAGAGAGCGAAUGCGAAAAUUCGAUAUUCUGAAUUACCAGAAGUUAUAUGCAAUAGGUUUUUUGCAGUCUAAGGACUCACUACAAUCGUUUUCAAGAUGCACAUCCUCAGCUCCAACAGUCUCAUCCUUUUGGAGGUGCAAACGCAAAAAAGACUCUAAUUCUGAUUCUGAUUCUGACCCUAUGGUCAAGUUCAUUAGAGAAUUGCAUGGUGAUUUGGAAGUGGUUUAUGUUGGGCAGCUGUGCCUUUCUUGGGAGUUCCUUCAAUGGCAGUAUGAGAAGGCCUUUGAGCUUUGGGAAUCUGAUCCAUAUGGAAUACGUUCGUACAAUGAAGUUGCUGACGAAUUCCAACAGUUUCAAGUGCUCAUGCAGAGAUUUGUAGAGAAUGAACGUUUUCAAGGGCCAAGGGUCGAAAAUUAUGUCAAGAAUCGAUGUGUCAUGCGCAAUCUUCUUCAAGUUCCAGUGAUCAGAGGGGACAAUUUAAAGGAUAAAAAGAAAGCAAGAAGGAAAGGCAAAGAUGCUUAUGCAAUUACAAGUGACAUUCUGGUGGAAAUAUUGGAAGAAUCAAUAAGGAUCAUUUGGCGAUUCAUUCGAGCCGAUAAAAAUGCUAAUAGUACUAUUGCGUGUCGAAAAACAAGACGAGAAGAACUUCAAGACUCCGAUUUGAAGCUUUUAACGGAGGUCCAAACAGAUCUUCUCAAGAAGGAGAGGAAGCUUAAAGACACGUUGAGGGGUGGGAACUGCAUACUAAAGAAAUUCCGAAAGCAUGAAGACGAAGGCACAGAUCACCUGUAUUUCUUCUCUCAAGUUGACAUGAAAUUAGUUUCAAGGGUUUUAAACAUGUCCAGUAUAACAACAGAGCAACUAGUGUGGUGUCACAAUAAGUUAAGCAAGAUACAUUUUGUGAACAGAAAGAUUCGUGUAGAUCCUUCCUUCUUGCUAUUUCCAUGCUAGUAAUAAUUAGCCUUUUCCUUUUCUUUUUGGUCCAACCAAACAAGUAAUAUUAGUUUUCCUCACUGUAUAUUUUGAUCCCAGGCAUAAUGAAUCAUAAUUAUAUA